GCUCCAGCUAAACGAUAACAACGCGGAGUUGCUUGGCUCUCCAGAAAACACAGUCGCAGUUCAGCCGGGUGACGUUUCUCAGGGACGAUUUGGCACACGGCUGGCUUCCCCCGGGAGGAGGAAAAGUACCCCCGCUCGCUCAGGCCCUGCCUGCAGCCCGGGCUCGGCUGGCACCGCCGGCCUCCCCAGCCCCGUGGGCGGGCGCGGGGGCGGCCCCUUCCCGCCCGGCCUCCUCCGGCUCCGCCGCUUUCCCCGCAGCUGCGGGCCCGGCUCCGCCAUGGGCGCCGCUCGCUGCUCCCGGCUGCUGCCGCUGCUGCUGCUGCUGCUGCUGCUGCUGCUCCUGGCGCCGUGGGGGCCGCGUGUCUCGGGGGGGCUCCGCUCCCCGCGGCGGCGGUGGCCGGUGCCCUACAGGCGCUUUGAUUACCGUCCAAAAACUGAUCCUUACUGCCAAGCUCGUUACACCUUCUGUCCCACUGGCUCUGCCAUUCCGGUGAUGAAAGAAGAGGAUGUCAUUGAAGUGUAUCGAUUGCAGGCUCCAGUAUGGGAAUUCAAGUAUGGGGACCUACUAGGACAUUUGAAAAUUAUGCAUGAUGCUGUUGGUUUCAAGAGCUCUCUAACAGGCAAAAACUACACAAUGGAGUGGUAUGAGCUCUUCCAACUUGGGAACUGCACAUUUCCACAUCUGCGGCCUGACAUGGAGGCACCGUUCUGGUGUAACCAGGGAGCUGCCUGCUUUUAUGAAGGAAUCGAUGAUGCACACUGGAAGGCAAAUGGAACUUUAAUUCUUGUGACCACAAUAUCAGGAGCCAUGUUUAAUGAAAUGGCACAGUGGGUAAAAUACGACAAUGAGACUGGCAUUUACUAUGAGACCUGGACAGUUCAAGCAAGUCCUGACAAAAAUUCAACAGUGUGGUUUGACUCUUACGAGUGCUCCAAGUUUAUACUGAGAACCUACCAGAAGCUAGCUGACUUAGGAGCUGUAUUUAAGAAGAUACAAACAAACUAUACAAGCAUCAUUUUAUUCAGUGGAGAACCUAUUUAUUUGGGGAAUGAAACAUCUAUUUUUGGACCACAAGGAAACAAGACAUUGGCAGCAGCUAUAAGAGACUUUUACAAUCCAUUUAAGCCUCAUCAGAGUGUCAGAGAGUUUUUUGUGGAUCUUUUCAAAAUAAUUGAUCGUGUAAUCUUGAAUCAUCAGUUUUACCUGUUCUACAACUUGGAAUACUGGUUUUUACCUAUAAAGUCCCCUUAUCUCAAAAUAAUUUAUGAAGAGGUCCCUUUGCCUGUUGGAAGCAAAGCAUCCUUUGGUGUAUGACUGCUUACUGAAGAAGAAAAUUUGCCUUUAUGGCUGAAUAUUCUUAAGGAUUUUGGACUGCUACUGUGAUGUUUUAAAGGGUUCUGUAUUUCACUGCUGACUGUAAAAAGUUGUAUUGGGAAGGCUUUGCUGUACCAGGUGAAAGACUGUGCAUUUGUUUUCUUACUACCUGUAUAAUGCGUUAAUGAACGCUUCAGUAUCUCUGACCUGGCAAGCUUCCAUGUAACCACGGCCCCCUGCUGCCUGAAGGGAGACUGCAGUGACUCCUCUGGCUGAGCUCUGCAGCAGCAGACGGAGAAUGGGCAGGUAGCUGCCUGCUCUGGGCUCAGGUGCUCUCCACAUGCAUAGCCAUGUGGCAGCAGAUGGCACCUGGCCACCAACAGAGAUGGGACACAGUUUACAAGGACUCACUCAACCUGAGUAUCUUGAUGCGUCCAGUUCCUUCAACAUGUGCCUUACACUGGUGUUCCUGUAGUACUUUGGUUUGUACCACUGGGACCUAUGAACUGUUGUCUGGUAUUCUGGGGCAGUGAAUGUACUACAUGGUAUGGGUAGUGCCUUUUCACCACUUCGCUUCCUUCACCUCCACUGUAAACAAAAUACAGAUGGCUCUUCUUCA
Molecule: messenger RNA, 1934 nt
Organism: Corvus hawaiiensis (hawaiian crow)
Lineage: Eukaryota; Metazoa; Chordata; Aves; Passeriformes; Corvidae
Gene: CLN5
Product: CLN5 intracellular trafficking protein
Exons: 4
Coding region: 278-1315 (345 amino acids)
Biological process (GO): lysosome organization
Cellular component (GO): lysosome; lysosomal membrane
Molecular function (GO): hydrolase activity, acting on glycosyl bonds
Source: RefSeq, a predicted model, not a curated record